Anthostomella pinea is the source of this 1560-nucleotide messenger RNA. The record is from the annotation of a GenBank genome assembly. Lineage: Eukaryota; Fungi; Ascomycota; Sordariomycetes; Xylariales; Xylariaceae.
AUGGGAACUCAAGUCACUUACAAUGAUGGACAGGAAGGCGCGCGGAGAAAUUUCCACUGGAUCGUCGGCGGCCAUGACAUCCUCAAGCACAAAUCAAGCAUCAUCGUUAGAGUGCCCAACACCAUCUCAUUCCAGAUUAUGGUUCCAUUCUACAACCCGCAGUCUCCCGAGUACGUCGCCAAGAUCAACAGAUUCAAACAGGGCACUGCCACGGCUGAGGGACUCCUGAACGACCUCGGCCUUUCCUUUCCGCCAACAAGACGUGACACUGGUGCCAACACACCAGGCACCGGAGAUAUCCACCUGCAAAAGAAGCUCGGUGAAGGGUCUUUUGGCGUUGUGACACACUUGUGGAACGUCAGCACCGGAUACGAGCAUGUGGUAAAGGCGCCUUCUGCGAAAGCCAUUCGAAAGCAGAAAUUCAACACUUUCUUGACUCCGCAUCCUCAAUUGCAUAUGGAAUAUGUGCCAUGCGGGCCUCUAGGCGACCUUGAAGAUGUAUUAUACAAUGAGACUUGGAUGAUCCUCCGUCAAUGCUUGUCAGCCCUGUCUUACCUACAUGGGAACCACACGCCGAUCGCGCAUCGAGACAUCAAACCGGCCAACAUUCUUGUCCAGUUCCGAGAAGCCGGCGACAUCUACGUCAAGUUGGGAGACUUCGGGCUAUCACGGGACGGGGCCGAGUUGAUGACGCUCUGCGGAACUCGAAGGUACCUUGCACCUGAGGUAUAUUCAGAGGCAGGACGUCAUUCCAGAAAGGAAAACAGACUGGGCUACAUCGCGGCUGUCGAUAUCUGGUCCCUCGGUGUGGUGGCGUACGAGCUGAUAUAUGGCUUGCCACCAUACAAGAGGAAGUAUGACAAUGACGGGGUUUUGUGGUGUGAAAAGAUUUCCAUAGAACUCCAGAAGAAUGUCGGAAAGCAGUCGAAUGAACUCGGACAAUUCCUAGCAGAUGCUAUGGUGGUUCUUGAUACAGAGUCACGGUUUUCUGCUGCUAACUGUUAUAAACAAGUGGAGUACUUACUUGCAACCGAGAACGGGUCCUUUCAGAGUCACACGUCGACCCCAGCUUCACACUACCCGGACGAGGGCCAGACGACGUUCAGGAACGCUCUGCCGAAUUAUGGGUCUGGGGAUCCAACCCUUAUGGUUUAUCAGCCAAUGUCUCACAUGGAGACGAACACAUCAUCGCAUUUUACCAGAUCAGGAGCACCACCUCCUGGUUUGCCUUCAUCCUUGGUAGUGAUGACCCAACAGUACGAAGAACCAUCCUCAUCAGCGAUCAGGGGAAAUUUCAAUCAGCAGGAAGGCCAUGACCAAUACGUACAAGGCUCUUCAUCGCAGUGGAAUCCGUCCACGGCCUGGGCCCGGGCUGCAGGUUCGGAGACUGGUAGGGACGCGGGACCCUCAAGAUCAAGUGUCCCCCGCGAUGAGGAGGCAGGAAGGCACGCUGCAGGUGGAACCGGCGUAAUCAAAGGACGCAAUGCAAUCGGCGCGGAUGACUACGCAGAAAUGGCAGCGGCGGCAUUCUUGCUUCAGGCCCUUGGCCAGGGGUCAUAG